AGAGACAGAAGAGGAAAAUGUAGAGAGGAGGGAGUGAAAGGAUGCCAGGUCCGCAGGGAGGCGAGUUUUCCUCCAUUUCCGCUCGGCUGCCCGGAGCCCUGUUCUGUGAGCUCGCAAUGAGUCGUCGAGCCACGGAGCAGGAGGGGAGGACCGAGCCGGCCUGGAGGAUAGGGGACAUAGAGAAUCAAGGGAUGCAGAAAGGGAGGAGAGGAGGGUUGAGGAGGCAGAAUCAGGAGAUAGGUUGGAGAAGGUUUGAGCAGAGGGAAGAGAUGAUAGGAUGGAAGAGGAGAGAGUAGCGGGGGAGAGAGAGCGAAGAUUGGGACGGCGCGAUACCAUCCGAGUAGGGGCAGUGUUGGAUGAGAGCAAGAGGGAAAAGGAUACAAGGUAGUGGUCGGAGACUUGGAGGGGAGUUGCAGUGAGGUUAGUGGAAGAACAGCAUCUAGUAAAGAUGAGGUCGAGCGUAUUGCCUGCCUUGUGAGUAGAGGGGGAAGGUGAGAGGGUGAGGUCAAAAGAGGAGAGGAGUGGAAAGAAGGAGGCAGAGAGGAAUGAGUCAAAGGUAGACGUGGGGAGGUUAAAGUCGCCCAGAACUGUGAGAGGUGAGCCGUCCUCAGGAAAGGAGCUUAUCAAGGCAUCAAGCUCAUUGAUGAACUCUCCGAGGGAACCUGGAGGGCGAUAAAUGAUAAGGAUGUUAAGCUUGAAAGGGCUGGUAACUGUGACAGCAUGGAAUUCAAAGGAGGCGAUAGACAGAUGGGUAAGGGGAGAAAGAGAGAAUGACCACUUGGGAGAGAUGAGGAUCCCGGUGCCACCACCCCGCUGACCAGAAGCUCUCGGGGUGUGCGAGAACACGUGGGCGGACGAAGAGAGAGCAGUAGGAGUAGCAGUGUUAUCUGUGGUGAUCCAUGUUUCCGUCAGUGCCAAGAAGUCGAGGGACUGGAGGGAGGCAUAGGCUGAGAUGAACUCUGCCUUGUUGGCCGCAGAUCGGCAGUUCCAGAGGCUACCGGAGACCUGGAACUCCACGUGGGUCGUGUGCGCUGGGACCACCAGAUUAGAGUGGCCGCGGCCACGCGGUGUGGAGCGUUUGUAUGGUCUGUGCAGAGAGGAGAGAACAGGGAUAGACAGACACAUAGUUGACAGGCUACAGAAGAGGCUACGCUAAUGCAAAGGAGAUUGGAAUGACAAAUGGACUACACGUCUCGAAUGUUCAGAAAGUUAAGCUUACGUAGCAGGAAUCUUAUUGACUAAAAUAAUUCAAAUGAUACAGUACUGCUGAAGUAGGCUAGCUGGCAGUGGCUGCGUUGUUGUUGUUCUAUCUCUCUAUAGUGCUGUUUCUUGUAUUAUGGUCUCUUGUUUCUUUAGAGGUUUCACUUUGUUGUCCUUUUUCUUUUCCUUUUUCUUCUGUCCUUAUUUUGUCUUCCUUUCUUCUGUUAACUAGAUAUUUUUUGUUGUUAUUCUUUGUAAGCUAGCUAGCUUCUUCCAGGAGAGUCCCUAGCAACUGCCAUCUUUACAUGGGAAACAGUCCAAUCACAGUCUAACCCUUGCUGAACCCCGAGUCUCUAAUUGUCAGUGACUGGGGAAAGUCAUUCAUUUUCAUUAUUAAAGGGGAAAUAUUAAAAUAACCAACUCAUCUGUUAAUGCCAUUGUCUGCCCACAGUCUUCCUCACUGUUUUUUCUCUCUCCUUUCGCUAUAGGCAUGGCAAACUAUUUACAUGACUCCUGAGUGAUAACUAUACUGGACAAAAUAUAAUUGCAACAUGCUACAUUUUCAAAGAUUUUACUGAGUUACAGUUCAAAUAACGAAAUCAGUCAAUUGAAAUAAAUUCAUUAGGCCCUAAUCUAUAGAUUUCACAUGACUGGGCAGGGGUGCGGGCCUGGGAGGGCAUAGGCCCACCCACCUGUGAGCCAGCCCACCCACUGGGGAGCCAGGCCCAGCCAAUCAGAAUGCAUUUUUCACCACGAAACGUCUUUAUUACAGCCAGAAAUAUUCCUCAGUUUCUUCAGCUGUCUGAGUGGCUGGUCUCAGACAAUCGCACAGGUGAAGAAGCCAGAUGUGGAGGUCCUGGGCUAGCGUGGUUACACGUGGUCUGCGGUUGUGAGGCCGGGUUGGAUGCACUGCCAAAUUCUCUAAAGCGAUGUUGGAGCCGGCUUAUGGUAGAGAAAUUAAGAUUUAAUUAUCUGCCGACAGCUCUGGUGGACAUUCCUACAGUUAGCAUGCCAGUUGCACUCUCCCUCAAAAUUGAAGUUAUCUGUGGCAUUGUGUUGUGUUUCAAAACUGCACAUUUUAGAGUGGCCUUUUAUUGUACCCAGCACAAGCUGCACCAGUGUAAUGAUCAUGCUGUUUAAUCAGCUUCUUGAAAUGCCAGACCUGUCAGGUGGAUGGAUUAUCUUGGCAAAGGAGAAAUGCUCACUAACAGGGAUGUAAACAAAUUUGUGAGAAAUAAGCUUUUUGUGGGUAUGGAACAUUUCUGGAAUGUUUUAUUUCAGCUCAUGAAACAUGGGACCAACACUUUACGUGCUGCGUUUAUAUUGUUGUUCAGUAUAAUUCCUUCCACAUAACAUAAAAGUCAAUUAAAACUCAAAAGAGCAUGACAAGUGCCCUUGAAUUGCCUUUCCUUCAGCAGAUCAAUGGAUGUGAACAGCCAAAUCACAAGAUUCUGUUGCGCCUUGGCUUUUCCGCUGGCGCUAAGUGGUUCUAUUUGGGAAGUGUCCUUCCCUGUGCCAUGAAAUGGUGCCUGGAGCUUUUUCUUCACUGUGUGUGGAAUAAUUGCUGCACGUGGAGAGGCAACUCACCCCAGCAGCCGCGUAAUUAAUAUGUGUGUGCAAAAGAGAACGAGAGAGGAAGAGAGCGAUGUGUAGUAUCUGACAGGGAAGCUAAGGGUUGUUGGUGAUGGUGCCUUUCACUUGCUCCAUGCUGGUUCAUGGAAACUAGGAAGGAGAUCCUCUGAAGUUGCCAUCGUGUUGUUGUGUGUGAAAGAAAAACACAUUUUCCUUGCUGACAAUAUUCUCAUGUAGUUUAUCACUUCUCUAAAAUACUAAUUAUUGGCCUAUUGCAAAAAGUCUGAUUACAAUAUGAAAUCUUGGUUUCCUGGCUGAGGGGAAUAACAUGUAAUACAUUUAACUCAGGCUGAAGAUGAUCUACAAUCGCACUGAAUAAUGUGGCAUACUCACUCUCAAGGCACAGGAGAGACCUUACAGAGGCUUGGGGCCCCGUACGUACACUAGUUAAAAGUCUGUAAUAAUCCAAUUACAAAACCCCACAAUGUGUGCAUGGAUGCCCAGACGGUUGCAGCACAGAUGUCCUCAACAGAUCACCUCUGAGCAGUGCCCCGGAGGUGGUAACACCCAUGCUGUGACUCAGAACCCCUAAGGAGACUCUUGGACAGCAUUUGAAUAAGCAGGCAAAAUAGCCUCCACAAUCCAGAGGGAAAAAGCUUCUGAUCUGAAAACCUGUCAAAAGCUAGGAAAGAGAGAGCCUGUUCUUAGAUGGGUAUAGCAUGUAUCAACCUGUUAUGGGAUUUGAUAUCCUGCAGCCUAUUCACAACAGUACACCAUACGGCCCACCAUCAAAUAACAUGGAACCCUAAAAGUCAUGCUGGCAGUAUUGGUGGCCAUCCUUCAAGUGCAUAAUAGGUUCACAAGGAGGAAGCCAGCUAUGGUCUUUUCUGAGCCAAUAUCUGGUUUAGUAGCAGCCCUUCCCAUAUUAGACUAGAGCCAAAAUACCACUCAAAAACUAUCUUUUGGUAUUUGUUUCAUUUAUUGUAAGUUUUCUUCCAUAUUAAGAGAUAAAAAUAGAAAUAUAAAAUAAGAAUAAAAAAACUAACAAACAGAUGGAAAUUGAACACAGUAUAGUCAAGAGACAAGUAAACAACCAUUCUAAGAGAAUCCUUGCAGCAAUGAUAGCUGACGAAUCAGGUUAUUGGUAAUUCAGGUAAGGUUCCCACACUUUGUACAACUGAUCUGUUUUAGAAUGUGAUGUACAUGUCAAAUAUUCCAACGGAACCCUUUGAAAAAGUAUCUUAUGCCAACCUUUAAAAGAUGGGACCUUGUCAGUAAUCCACUGUAAGAGGAUGUUUUUCCUCUCUGCGAAGUUAAGGAUGUUUUACAACCUCCUCUUACCCACAGAGGUAACAUGCCUACUAGGGAGACCUAACAGCAAAGAAACCAAGUCCAAUUCUAGGUCAAGCCCUAGAAUUUGUUCAAUUUCUUGAAGGACAUUAGAACAGUACCUUUGUAAUUUGGAAAAGGACCGUGCAUAUCUCCAAAUGUCCUCCCACAUCUUCUCGUCGAAUAGUAACAGAAAGUUCAUUCUCCCACACUGGCUUGACCCCUUGUGUGUCUACAGUAGAAAAGGGCCUUAAAGCAUCAUAAAAUUAACUUACAGACAUUUCCUUUGUGAGGAAAAAAUGCAUUCUUUCAAAGACAGACAUAUCAGGGUUGCCAACUAAGAUGGUGCUCUUCAAAAUAUGUCUGAUUUGUAGAAAGCGGAAAUAGUCCUGCUUUGGGAGCUGAUAUUUCUCAACCAUCUGCUCCAAUGACAUUAGAAUCCUGUCAGCUAAUAAAUCAUUUAGUCUGCCUAUGCCCUUAUUAAGCCAAAGGUUAAAACCAACAUCCAGCAAUCCUGUUACAAAAUCGGGGUUGUUAAGAAUCGGGGUAAGAGCAGAGGUUAGUUUGGACCUUCCCUCAAAACUUUGAACUGAUCUCCAUGCUUUGAGUGUAUUAAGUGUAAUGGGAUUGUUGCAGCUAUAGAUUUGAAGCUUCUGAAAAAUAAAAGAUCCUGCAAGGGGUAUUUUGAAAAAGAAGUCACAAUAUCUAACCAAAUAGAGGAGUCAUCAUUUGUUAUCCAAUCAGUAAUAUGCCUUAAGUGGGCACACCACUUAUAAAACCUCAUAUUGGGCAGAUCUAAGACCCCUAUAGAACCUGGCAGCUGUCUAGGCUUGCGUUUAUUCCAUUUAAAGGAAUUUAACCAGCCAUUUUAACAUUGUAUUACUUUAUUGGAAAAUAAGACAGGGAUCAUUUGGAUUGGGUUAAGUAGUCUAGGUAAAACAUUCAUUUUCAGAAGGGAUAUUCUACCUAACCAAGAAAUUGGAAGAUAAUUCCAGUGCUCCAGGUUAGUCCAUUGUUGAUACAGUCCCAAAAUGUUUUGCUUUACAGCAAUUGAGCUUUUAAGAUAUAGAACUUUCAUCAGUGGUGUAAAGUACUUAAGUAAAAAUACUUGAAUGUACUACUUAAGUAUUUUUUGGGGGGUAUCUGUACUUUACUAUUUAUAUUUUUGACAACAUUCCUAAAUAAAAUAUGUACUUAUUCCCAUACAUUGUCCCUGACACCCAGAAGUUACCUUUCAAAUGCUCAGGCAGGACAGCAUUAUGGUCCAAUUCAUGCACCUAUCAAUAUAAUGCGUUGUCAUCCGUACUGCCUCCUAUCUGGCAGACUCACUAAACACAAAUACUGUGUUUGUAAAUUAUGUAUGAGUGUUGGAGUGUGCCCAUGUCUGUCUGUAAACAAAAAUAAAAAUGUGUGCGGUCUGGUUUGCUUAAUAUAAGGAAUUUGAUGUAUAGCAUUUACUUUUACUCAAGUAUGACAAUUGUGUACUUUGUCCACCACUGUACUUAAGUACAUUUAAAACCAGAUACUUAUACACUUUUAUUCAAGUACUAUUUUACUGGGUGACUUUCACUUUUAAGUGAGUCACUUUUUAUUAAGGUAUCUUUACUUUUACUCAGGUAUGACAAUUGAGUACUUCUUUCACCACUGACUUUCAAAAUACAGAAAGUGUCACAGUAUGAUGCGUUUACAUGGUAUUUUCCUUUUUUUAAUUAGCCAAGUAGCUAACAGCUUGUGGCUAUUGUCUAUGCUAAACUGAGUUGGGAUGGAAAAACAUCCCCCAAGCAGGAAGCCUUUUCUGCUGUGCAGGCCAAUUAAGCAUUGUGUAUAGGAGAUUCAGAGUUCACACAAAUUCAAAGUUCACACACAUUCUGAUUUAACAGCUCAUACAGAUCAAUGCCUGGCAUUGGGUCCCGUGUGGCUCAGUUGUCUUCCUGCAGCGAUGGUUGUGGGUUUGAUUCCCACGGGGACCAGUAUGGAAAAAAGAUGAAAAUGUAUGCUCUGGAUAAAUGUAAAAUGUAAUGGAGUGAGGAAAGAUUGAAUUGAGUACAUUUCCGUGUCACUCAAUAUUACAUCCCAUUGGGUGGUGGAACCUCUGAUCCCCUGAGUGACAGCCAUUCAAAGUUAUUCUAGAUUGUCUUCAGCUUGACCCUCAUGACCGGGUUCAUUCCCAAGGGUGUAUGCUAGGAUGUGUAAAUUGAACUAUUGUACCAAUCGAUAGACAGUUUGAAACAUGUUUUUGAGAGACCUAUGAGUUGUUUCAAACCUGCGUCUGAUUCUUGGCUCUCCUUUCACACCACACAAUUGUUGUCAAUCAAUCAAUCACAUUUAUUUACAAAGCCCUUUUUACAUCAGCAGAUGUCACAAAGUGCUUAUACAGAAACCCAGCCUAAAACCCCAAACAGCAAGCAAUGCAGAUGUAGAAGCACGGUGGCUAGGAAAAACUCCCUAGAAAGGCAGGAUCUAAGAAGGAAACCUAGAGAGGAACCAGGCUCUGAGGGGUGGCCAGUCCUCUUUUGGCUGUGCCGGGUGGAGAUUAUUGCCAUUAAGGUCAGAUUGUCUGGUCUACCUGAAAGAUAUAUUUUUAUUCCAUAGAUAGUGUGCACAUCGCUGAGCCUACCUUGUGUCAUGCUAUUUGUGUGAUACAUUUCGCAACACUUUUUCUCCCAGUUUUUUUCUGUUCGGUUAUGAGGGAACAAACUCACAGUCAAUUUUAUAUCUCCCAAUGUUUUUAAUGAAUGUCUUCAGUAUAACUCUGUAGGAUCUCACCUCUUCUCAGUAGCCUCAGUACAAGGAGUGACCUUGAGAAAUGUCAAGCCUGUAAGUUAAUCACCAUGUUGGACCUUAAUACAAAUACCAUAAAUGUCUAUUUGGCAUCUUCACUCAGUUGAGGGACACAUUUAUUUCAAUAUCAUGAGUUUUGUAAGCUUUUACCAGAAUUUGUAUAUUUUGGAUCUGAUUGGGAGGCAGACAGUUCCACCUCAUUACCUGUUAUCAUGUUAUAGCCUAUCAUUUAGAAUUCCCAUCAUUCACAGAAGGGAUCAUCAACUAUAUUCAGUUGGGGGUCAGUUUUUUUUCUUGAGCUGAUGGUCGGGGGGAAGGAACAUAAUUAUAAAUAAUUUGUAGACUUCAAUUUGACCCCAAGUAGCCCAAACAAAUACAAUAUUUGACUAAAACAAUCAUUUCAAACCGUGCUUACAUUUGUGGGCAGUUACAUGUGUCUCUCUAUUAUGCUUGGGAAUACUUGGGAACAGAUUUCCAAAAUGUAAAUCACUUGGAGUUAAUUUCAUGAUGUUUUACAGUCUUUUAUGUCUAAUAAAUAAAACCACUUGCAGGCCAAAUUUGGCCCGUUUACAGUUUGACUUGAUAAUAUUUGACUUCAGGUACAUAUUCCAUCGACUGUUCCCUGUACCAAAUAAACAAUAACCUGUUAUGUUAAUGUUGGUGUAGUUGGCUGAACACAAAUAUCCUUUAUUAUUGUAUAAUUUUGAAGCUAUAGCAAAUGAUUAUGACAGAAGACACAGGUAGAGCUAGCUAAAUGUGACAGGUGGAUCUACCCUCUUCUUCACAGAGCGUAUUUCUUACAUCCCUCCGCAACAGCCCGAGGCGGGGAAAGUGUGCCUUGACUUCCUGUGACUAUAUAUGGAGACCACCGGUAUAGCAUGAGUGAAGAAGAAAACAUCUCCGGGAAAAAUGAGAGCGUUUGUCUGUGAACAAAUAAAAUUAAUUAACGUUUAUUGCGGCCGAUGACUAUCUCCUAUCUUAAAGAGACAAACACGUAUUUUCCGUCGAUUUUGUUGUGCUAAAACAGGAACUCAGAGACGCAAGCAAAAACAUACGCACAUCGCAACUGUGAAUGAGAAAGCUACAGGUAGUGAAUGAGCAUGACGACGUUGCUGGACCUGAAGAGCAGUGUUCUGAGGCAGGUUCAGAGGAGCCAGUCUCUGAGGGGGAGGAGGGAGCCAUCAGCCUCAGCAGCCAGCAGCAUCCCCGUCACACACUGCCCUGACCAACUACCUCACGGGCUGUCUGAGGGGAAUGGAGAGUUCUUUGUGCGUAUGAAUGGCAUCCUUCAGAAACAAGAGAAUCUGCUGCGUGCUGCCCAGGCUGAGUGCGAAGGGGAAGGUAACACAGCCGCACCACCAGCAGAGCACGUAGACCAGGCCUUCGUUCCAGAGAGGUCCAGCAGGAGAGAGCUGGACCUCCUGUAUGAAGAGGCUGUUUACACGGUAGUCAACAGGGUGGGCGUGCCCUCGCCAGAGUACAUCACCAAUGAAGGCGACAUCUUCAGUUAUCUGCUGAAGGUAUUUGAUAUGGGUCAGGAGGAACAUGACAUCAUUCUGCAGAGAGUCCAAGAAUCCAAGAGAGCCAGUUUCACCAUGAGAGUGUCUGUCAUGAAAGGGAAAAAUCUAAUGGCAAAGGAUGCAAAUGGGUACAGCGACCCCUAUUGCAUGCUGGGAAUCCUCUUGGGCCAGAGCCCUCGGGAGACAGAGGAUAAGAAGGAGAGGAAGUUCAGCUUCAGGAAGAGGAAGGAGAAGCUGGAGAAGAGGUCCAGUACCAAGGAGGUUCUAGCAGCCACGUGCAUCCAGGUGACUGAGGUCAAGCCAGAGACUCUCAACCCAGUCUGGAAUGAGCACUUUGUUUUUGACAUUGAUGAUGUCCAUGGUGAUCUACUGCAUAUGGACAUAUGGGACCACGACGAUGACGUCUCUGUCGCAGAGGCCUGCAAAAAACUGAAUGAAGUCAGUGGACUUAGAGGAAUGGGCAGGUAUUUUAAGCAGAUUGCCAAAUCGGUGCGGUCCAAUGGGACGUCGUCAUCGGGAUCAUCUGAAGACAAUGCUGAUGACUUCCUGGGCUGCAUCAACAUUCCACUGAAUGAGAUUCCUGUGAUGGGAUAUGACAAGUGGUUUAAGCUGGAGCCCCGAUCCAGUGCCUCCAAGGUCCAGGGAGAAUGUCACCUGAUUCUGAGGCUCUUCACUACCCAGAGAGACACUACACUGAGUAAGAGGGAAUCGAAAGAAGCCAUUCAUAAGAAGAUGCUGAGUCAGAUUCUGGAGUACGAGCACGCUCAUAUUCAGAAAGAGCCUUAUAACUGGAAUGGGCAGGUGAGUCCUCCAGCAUGGACUGUGCUGUCCCAUCAUGCUGUGCAAACUGACCUCUCACCCCUGCAACAGGCCAUCAUUCGCUGGCAGUGCUAUAGCAGCCACCACCGGUCCCAGAGGAUGUGCUACACUCUGCUGCUGAGGCUCCUGAGGACCAUCGAUGCAGAGUGGGAUCCCCAAGCUGUGCAGGGAGACCUGGAGCGGCAGCUGUCAGACAGCUUCAGGCUGUACACGGACCACUGUCUGUGUCUGAUGAAGAGCAUGCGCCAGGUGUUCCCCUGCACCAGUCCAGCCGCCGUCACACGCUGCGAGCUCAUGCUGAGGGGGGUAGGACACAUGCAGACCAUGCCGGCCUUCAAGACUGCGUGCCCCCUUCGAAAUGAACUGCAUUUGGAAAUUGCCACUGUUGUCAAGAAAGGUACAGUGGAGUGGUACGAGAGCACAAUUUCCCAAUUCAAACCAGAGGACGGGGCUCUAGAGGAGCAGCUGAGGAGACUGGUCCAGGUGGUGGAUGCAGUGUGUGCAGAUGUACAGAGGGGACAGAACGUCUACAACAAGCUCUUCUACAGUGCGGUGAAAGUGGAUUUCUUCAGCAUCGCGUAUAGACAGUUGGAGAAACUGGUCGCGGACGACGUGAGCGUUGCCAUGGAGAAGGUGUGUGGCACUCUGGAGCAGGAGAGCUCCAGGUUAACUCAGACCAUGGGAGAGACUCUGUUAGAGCUCUACAUGUCUCUGAAAAUACUCAAACGCUUCAGAGAGUUCCUCCCUCUUAGGGACGCAAAGAUGAUGGCCUUGACUGGCUAUCACAGCUGGUUCAAGACAUCUAUCCACAAGUGGCUGCAGAUAGUCCAUGACAAGUCUUGUGACAGGAUCCGCAGAGCAGUAGACAUGGAUCAGCUGGAGCCAGUACAGCAGGCCAAACACAGCUCCUCUGCGGUGGAUGUGACAGCGUGUUUCAGCCAGGUGCGGGAGUUCUGGAAACAGCUGUCCUGGCCAGACUCUGCAGGGGCCUUCAUCUUUGUCACCCGCCUGACAGACAAUUUCUGCAGCGAGGCCGUGUGUUACUCAGAGAUGAUAAAGCGCAAGAUUGAGAGGAGCCAGCAGGGUCGAGACAUCAAGAGCCUGACGGUGCAGCUGUGCAUCGCCCUGAACAACACAGAGCAUGUGCGUGUGUUCCUGGGCCACCUGCCUCGGGACCUGGACUGGCAGGGCGUGGAGCAAGCCAUGGAGGAGUCUUGCGGGGCGGAGGGGAAGGAGCAGGUCAACAAGGCCCUGAACGGACAGCUCUACAACGUGGAUGCGGACCUACAGAGGGAGGCCAAGCGCCUCAUCACCCACCUCACAGACAAGAUGCUUUCAGAGCUGAAGAGGUACCUCCAACACAUCAGCCUGUCCCCUGACUCCAUCAACAACGAUGAUGCCGUGUCCCCCCUCAUGAAGUACUUACGUGACACUUUAGUCAUCCUCAGGGAGUCUCUGGUGAAGGAGAAUCUGGCUAGAGUUCUCCUCGGCAUGUGGGAGCUGCUCCUCAGAAUGAUCCUAGACACGGUGGCGGAGAACAUGGGAGUCCAGGUGGAGUUCUACAACCGCUUCCAGUACACUGUGGAGGCCCUGGUGCAGUUCUUCUGUGCUGAUGGAGAGGGAUUUGUCAUAGAAGAUCUGAAGAACCAUGUCGACUACAAGGCUCUUGACGAGGAGCUGAGGCUGAACAAGUGUUCGUCCUUUGAGCUGAUCGAGCAGUACUUCCUGGAGAAGAUCUCUCAGCAGAGAACAUUGAAGCACACCCGCUUUGGCCGCAUCAGUGUGAAGUGUUACUAUGAUGCUUCUGAGCAGAGGCUCACGGUGGAGAUCUUGCAUGCCGCCGAUCUCAUUGCCUUGGAUGCCAAUGGGCUGAGUGACCCCUUUGUCAUCAUAGAGCUCUGUCCCCACCACCUCUUCCCCAUGGCCAAGAGCCAGCGCACCCAAGUGAAGCUCAAGACCCUGCACCCAGUAUUUGAUGAGCUCUUCUAUUUCCAUGUCAGCCCAGAGCAGUACAGGCACAGGUUUGCCUGUCUGACUUUUACUGUGAUGGACUAUGAUUGGCUGUCCACCAACGAUUUUGCCGGGGAGGCCUUGGCCCCGCUCAGUGACUUCUGUUGGCCAGGGAGACCCAACGCCUCAGCGGCCGGAAAGACCAUCCAGCCGACCAUUCUGCACCUGGCCCGGAGCAAACCCAGCGAGAAGCCAAUCAUGAGGAUUUUGGACGCACGGACAGGAGACGGAGAGGCUCAGGAGUUUGUGAGGAAGCUGAAGGAGAUUGAGAAAUCCAUGGAAGAGGAGUGAAGCUGUCAGCACUGGUCUGGUGUAUUGGUGUAUUCUGACUACGUCUUUGCCACAUGUGCUCUUGUACUUGUCGUACUACCCGUAUGUUUACAAUGUUUACAGUUUUCAAAUCCUCUUGUACGUGCACUGAAAAUGUAAUGCUGAACAAAACACAGUAAGGCAUGCCUUUUUAGAUUGGAAUACGAAUGCCCUGUCUCUGCUGUAUUUUUAUGCCUCAAAUCAAAUACUAUUUAUCACAUGCGCUGCGCCGUAUACAACAGGUGUAGACUUUACCGUGAAGUGCUUACUUACAAGCCCUUUCCCAACAACGUGGAGUUAAAAAGUAAGAAAAAUCUAAGGGUCCUAUCUGAGAAAUAUGAGAAGUAGCUUAUCUUGUAAUUAUUAUUUUGUUUUCUAAAGAGCUCAUUGAAUGUUAUCUUUGUUGUAUUAUCUUCGUUGCAUUACAUCUCUAACAUCUAACUGAAUCUAAAACUAAUUUGUAAUUGAUAUGUGUUCAGUCGAAUCAUGUGGGUGGAUCAAUCGGUGUAAAAAAAUAUAUACUCCCACUACCGUUUCUGAGUUUAUGGCGAAGUAGCACAAGGAUGUAACACUGCAAGGAAAAGCCAUCUGUAGCCAGGUUUUGUAAGUCAUCAGAAGGAGUAGUGUCAUAUAUGGCUGCGUUUACACAGGCAGCCCAAUUCUGAAAUGUUUCAGAUCUUUUCACACCAGCUCUUUUUCAGAGCUGAUCUGAUCAGUCAAAAGAACAAUAAGUUACAGAAAAGAGAUCACAAUUUGGCUGCCUGUGUAAAUGCAGCCUAUGUGACGCCAUCUGUGCUCAUUGAUGAUUGGAUGUUUAUAUCUCUUCAGAUUAUGAACCUUAUCCCUGAAGAAAAGAGUAUUAGUCCUCUAUUUGUUAUAUUGUAAAUGUGAACUACUUGCCUUGGAUUGUAAUGGAUUGUGCUGCUGUUCAUUGUACCAUUCAGAUGAAGCCGUCUAUAAAUAAAGAUUGUAUUUGAAUAUGA
Molecule: messenger RNA, 12523 nt
Organism: Oncorhynchus nerka (sockeye salmon)
Lineage: Eukaryota; Metazoa; Chordata; Actinopteri; Salmoniformes; Salmonidae
Product: BAI1-associated protein 3-like
Exons: 34
Coding region: 7977-11522 (1181 amino acids)
Biological process (GO): regulation of dense core granule exocytosis; positive regulation of neurotransmitter secretion
Cellular component (GO): trans-Golgi network membrane; late endosome membrane; plasma membrane
Molecular function (GO): SNARE binding
Source: RefSeq, a predicted model, not a curated record